GUAGCAAAAUCCAAUGCUGCAAAAAAAAUCCAGAUUGGAUUUCAUCGUUGUUGGAAGAAGGCAACAGCAAGUAGAAGUACUUAGCUACCAGUAGAGUAGCAAGUCCACACGGAGCCAUGCCCCGCGAGAUCAUUACCCUACAGGUGGGCCAAUGUGGCAACCAAAUAGGAGGUGAAUUCUGGAAGCAACUCUGCUUGGAACAUGGCAUUACCCCUGAUGGUACUCUACUAGAACCACCGGAUGGAGUGCCGCUCGAUGAUCGCAAGGAUGUCUUUUUUUACCAGAGCGAUGACGAGCAUUUUAUUCCGCGGGCUCUGUUGAUUGAUUUGGAACCACGCGUGGUGAACAAACUGGCUCAUGUGGGUCCUUAUCAUGCCCUGUUUAAUCCGGAAAAUUUAUUUGUGGCAAAAGAUGGCGGUGGCGCGGGUAACAAUUGGGCUUCUGGAUUCCGUCAAGGCGAAGAACAUCAUGAAGUAGUACUGGAUAUGCUGGACCGAGAAUCGGAUAAUAGCGACAGUCUGGAGGGGUUUACGAUGUGUCAUUCCAUUGCCGGAGGGACAGGCAGUGGAAUGGGAUCCUAUCUCUUGGAACGACUCAAUGAUCAUUAUCCCAAAAAGUUGGUGCAGACGUAUUCCGUCUUUCCCUCGUGGGCCGAUCAAUCCGAUGUCGUCGUACAACCCUACAAUUCCAUCCUCAGUAUGAAACGGCUCAUUCUGAAUGCCGAUGCUGUCGUGGUCUUGGAUAAUACAGCCUUGAAUCGAAUUGCCGUGGAUCGAUUGCGUAUUGAAAAUCCAUCGGUCGAUCAUCUAAAUUCACUGGUGGCUACCAUCAUGGCGGCAUCCACCACUACACUACGAUACCCGGGGUACAUGAACAAUGAUUGGAUUGGAUUAUUGGCGUCACUCAUUCCCACUCCAAGAUGUCACUUCUUAAUGACCGGAUAUACCCCCCUCACGUUGAACCCAACCACGACAAGCUCGAUUUCGCCAUUUGGAGAGGGAUAUUAUGGGAGAGGGGCCGGUGGUGGAGAUGCCAACAGCACCAAGACUGUACCUACCAGCAAUUCUUCCUCUGAAAAGCAACAACAACAGAAACAAUCCGCACAACAGCAGCAUUCCGAAGUACUAGGACGGACCAAAACUACUGUAUUAGAUGUCAUGCGCCGACUCACACAGCCCAAGAAUAUUAUGGUGUCGGCCAAUACUCGGUCCGCUACGGGUUGCUAUAUUUCCAUUCUCAACAUUCUUCAGGGUGACACGGAUCCCACUCAAAUUCACAAGGCAUUGCAGCGGAUUCGAGAACGACAAUUGUUGCAAUUCAUUCCCUGGGGACCGGCCAGUAUUCAAGUGGCACUGGCACGCAAAUCGCCCUAUUUGGAAUCCCCGCACAAGGUAAGUGGCUUUUUAUUGGCCAAUCACACCUCCAUGGCGGAAUUGAUGGAUCGACUGUUGCAUCAAUACGAUCGCAUCAAGAGUCGCAAUGCAUUUUUGGACAAUUAUCGACGAGAACCCAUGUUUCAAGAUUCACUCGAUGAAUUUGAUCAUGCACGAGAGACGGUGGUGGAUCUGAUGGAAGAGUAUAGAGCAUGUGAACGGCCGGAUUACGUCGAGUAUGGAAUGAUGGCGGCCAAUGAUACUAGUCGAAUGCCAGGUGAGCAAUCACAGUCAUCAACGGCGGGUGGCAGUCUGGCGAAUAGGGGUGACCUCAUGAUGGGGACACCGGUUUCGGGGUCCCAUGGAAUGCGAUAGAGUAUUAUUAAAAGAAAAAGAAUUUCUAUCGACGAACUUUUAGGUCUAUCUUCUAUCGACGAACUUGUAGGUCUAUCUACUAGGACGUUCGGCCAUAAAAGUAGCUUUCGACGGGCGUUUCCCUCAAGUUCCCAAUAAACUAUCGUCCUCAUCAAAUUUUCAGAGUCCUAA
Seminavis robusta is the source of this 1919-nucleotide messenger RNA. Lineage: Eukaryota; Bacillariophyta; Bacillariophyceae; Naviculales; Naviculaceae. The record is from the annotation of a GenBank genome assembly.